AUGGGUCCAAGAAUUUGGGUGUGCUCUCUGGUUAUUUCCAUCCCAGUACUGAUUAUAGCAGCUCAGACAAAUAACCAGGAUUAUGUUGCUCUACAGUCUCUUCAGGCUAUAUGGCAAAACACACCACCCAAUUGGGUUGGGCCAGAUCCAUGUGGUGCUGGUUGGGAUGGAAUUAGGUGCAACAAUUCCCGUGUGACUUCUAUAACAUUGGCAAGCAUGAAUUUGACUGGUCAGCUGUCUGGAGACAUCCAGGAGUUGGCUGAAUUACAGAUUCUGGAUCUUUCAUACAAUAAAGGAUUAACUGGAUCUCUUCCUUCAUCGAUUGGAAAAUUGAAGAAGUUAGCAAGAUUAAUCGUGGUUGGUUGUGGUUUUUCUGGUCUGAUACCAGACACGAUAGGAUCUCUACAACAGCUGCUUUCUUUGUCUCUGAAUUCCAACAACUUCAUUGGAGGAAUACCUCCUUCCAUUGGUAGUCUAAUAAAUCUUUAUUGGUUGGAUAUAGCUGACAACAAGCUCAGUGGCACUAUCCCAGUAUCUGAUGGAAACACACCUGGUCUUGAUAUGCUGGUCCAUACAAAGCAUUUUCAUUUUGGACAGAAUCAUCUUUCCGGUGAAAUCCCUCCACGGCUUUUCAACUCAAAUAUGACUCUCAUUCAUGUGCUUUUUGAAAGCAACAAUCUCAUUGGCAACAUCCCUUCCACAAUAGGACUUGUACAGACUUUGGAGGUGUUACGUCUUGACAGGAAUGCAUUAAGUGGAACUGUCCCACGAAACCUCAACAGCCUUAGUCUUCUCAAAGAGCUGUACUUGUCAAACAACAAACUGACUGGUGCCUUGCCCAAUUUAACUGGCCUGAAUUCCCUCAACUACAUGGAUCUGAGCAACAAUAGUUUUAAUGCGUCUGCUGUUCCAUCAUGGAGUUAUGGAACGCGUACAACUUCAAGGACAAGUUCCAGUUGGCCUCUUCAGCCUCCCUCUCUUGCAGACCGUGUGAGUUGUUUCUCAAUCUCAGGUGAUCCUAACAAUUAUAUUGCUGAUUAUGCACAGAGCGUGGGAUACAAAAAGGAGUUGAUACUUGUAGGUAACCCAAUUUGUCAGGAAACAGGACAGAGUCAGACAGAAAACUACUGUGUCAUUCCCGAGCCGUCCAAUUAUUCCUCAUAUUCAACUCCCCCAAAUAAUUGCUUGCCUACCACAAGUGGUUCAAAUCAGUUAUCCAGCCCCAAUUGUAAAUGUGCAUAUCCAUACACAGGCACCCUAACUUUCAGAGCUCCUUCCUUCUUUGACCUGAGAAAUUUGAGUAUUUAUGCGUCCCUUCAAAGUUCUAUGAUGGUUUUUUUUCAGUCCCAUCAACUCCCUGUGGAUUCAGUUUCUUUGAGUAAUCCAACCAAAAAUUCAGAUGAUUACGUCAUACUGGACGUGAGAAUUUUCCCAUCUGGCCUAAACCGUUUCAACCAAAGUCGAAUUUCUGGAAUAGGGUUUGUGCUGAGCAACCAAACUUUCAAGCCUCCCAGUGGAUUUGGACCGUCUGUCUUCCAUGGUGAUGGCUAUGGAAACUUCGCAGGAACCCAUAAAUCAACAAGUACUGGUGUCAUCAUCGGAGCAGCAGUUGGUGGCUCUGUCCUUGUGAUAUUAGUACUCCUCGCAGGAGUUUAUGCUUUCCGUCAAAAGAGAAGAGCUGAUAAACAGAAUAAUCCUUUUGUAUUGUACCUAUCAAGCAUCUUGGAACCCAGACAAAACAGUGGAGGUGUUCCUCAGUUAAAAGGAGCAAGAUUUUUCUCAUUUGAGGAGCUCAAGAGAUGCACAAACAACUUCUCAGAAACCAAUGAUCUUGGAUCUGGUGGCUAUGGAAAGGUAUAUAAAGGAACUCUUCCCAGCGGACAACUGGUUGCCAUCAAAAGAGCUCAACACGGAUCUAUGCAGGGUGGUCUUGAGUUUAAAACUGAGAUUGAGCUUCUUUCAAGGGUUCAUCACAAGAAUGUUGUCAGCCUAGUGGGCUUCUGUUUCGAGCAAGUUGAACAGAUGCUGGUCUACGAGUAUAUUCCAAAUGGUACACUGAAGGAAAGUCUUUCAGGUGCUUCUGAUGAUUUCCUAACCUUCACUUCAUAUGAAUACUAA
Molecule: messenger RNA, 2118 nt
Organism: Ilex paraguariensis (yerba mate)
Lineage: Eukaryota; Viridiplantae; Streptophyta; Magnoliopsida; Aquifoliales; Aquifoliaceae
Source: the annotation of a GenBank genome assembly